Messenger RNA from Cuscuta epithymum, 1868 nucleotides. NCBI's taxonomy places the organism in Eukaryota, Viridiplantae, Streptophyta, Magnoliopsida, Solanales, Convolvulaceae. The record is from the annotation of a GenBank genome assembly.
AAUUUAUUGGUUCUCGCUUUCACCUUUAUUGACCUUUCACCCUUUUUCUGUCUAUAAAAUAACGACGAAUAUCACGCAUCACGCUCACAGUCAUUUACUGCUACACACCAUUAUCAUUACCGCUCCUCAACUCUCUGUUCUGUUCGCCGGAAUUUCAUCCAUCCAUGGAAGCUAUCAACUUACUUAAGUUUUGGCGAAAUAGCGGCAGCGAUAGCAAUGCCGGUACUGAGCUCGUCUCCGACGAAACCGAUUCUCUCAACUAUUCAACCAAAUACACCGACGUCAGUCACAUUCCGGCAUCCGAAACCGACGACGACUCGGACAACGAGUCCUUUUUUGACUUGGUGUUGGACGGAGCUGAUCACUUCGGUAGAGAGAAGAAGUCUAAGACCGUGAAUGCGAGAUGCAAAGCUGAAAGAGGUUUCAAUUUUCCGGAGUCGCCCAAAGACGUGCUUCAAUUGAAACGAGGCGCUUCUCCGAUUUCACUGCUGAGAUCCGCCCCUAAAUUUCGAAUUUUCUUCUUAGGAUUUAAGAAAACGAAGCUGGAAGACGACUAUUCUGCUGCUACUCGCAUUCCGAAACAUCAAACUCAGACGCCGUUGCGGUUCGAGCAGAGCAAGCGGUUUUCUGUGAAAGUUGCCGAUUCCGAAAUCGUCGGCGCCUCCUUGCCUUGCAGAGAGAGCAGCUUGAGAAGCAAGCUUCAAAUGGAGAAAAAUGACGAUUCGUCUCUCGAUGGGCCGUCCAAACGGUUCACGAAAAAACCGGUUCCUAAGUAUUUGAAACUGAUUAAGCCGUUGUACGGGAAAUCAUCCAAGUACAACGAAAAGAGUAGCCUCAAUCUCGUCUCUGAUAAGAUUCCAGUCACAUCGGUGUUGUCUCCGGUAAAGGAGACAUUUGCGCCGGCGAGACGGUUAUCGGAGGAGAGACAGGGGAGUAGUAGGCCGGGCAGUUUCAGCGCAGUCCGGAAACACCUGGUUAAGAGCCGAUCGGCCUCCGCCGCGGCAUCACCGUCGGUUAGGAGAAGAGACGACUCAUUGCUGGAGCAGCACGACGGAAUCCAAAGUGCCAUUCUCCAUUGCAAGGCAUCGGCCAGAGGAUUUGGCAGUUCACUACUAUCACGAUCCAUUAGCGAACCGCAUCACCAGAAAUAUGCAGAAUUGCAGAGAAGAUCCUACGAGGACACAAAGAGAUGCAGCAUCUGACCGCUAAUCCAGCAAUUAGCGAUGUCGUUUUGUUAAUUAACUAAUUAUUAGUGUAGCUUUAUCUAUAUAUUUUGUUUAUUUUUUGAAAGAAAUGAAAGUUGGUGGGAAAAUAGAGUAGGGUAGUGUAGGGUCUGGGCGGUCAUCUCUGUGAGGGUAAGUUAAAGCUGCGAUGAUGACGUAUGUAGACGAAAAUUCAGAGAUAUGAUUAAACAAUGGAAAAGAAAAGGGGUUGUACUGUACUUAUUAUUAUGGCUAGGGAGAUAGUGCAGUUGAUUAUGCUGAAGGAGACUGGUAGGAGAAUUGAUUCAAAAGUGAUAAUGACGAACCACCGGUCACCACCAUACCUUAUUUCUACUAUGCAUUUAUUAUUACUGCACUUGUAGAAUGUAGAUGCUACACACAGUAGCAGGUGAUUCCUUCAAUGUGCACUCAUCAUCAUCCUCCCUCUUUUAUUUAAACUUGGAAAACCUAUUCUCUAAUUUGUUUUUAGGAACGAUAUGUGCAUUAACUGCACUAAGAGUUUGGUAAGACGAAUUAUAUUUUCAACUUGUCGGUCUCUAAUUAUUUUGUUGAACACCGAACAGUGUAAUUGUUACGGGAACCUUUGUUAUUUUGAAUAUUUUCAAAAGAAAUAGGACUGGGCUUAUUUUUCUGAUAGAAUUGUUA